CUCGUCUUCGUUCACGGUCUUCAGGGCCACCCCGAAAGGACAUGGACGUACGGAAAGAUGGAGAAAGAAUCCAAGCUGGCGAAGCCCAAGAAUCGGUUAUCCAGGCUCUUUGCUCGCAAGAGCCACGCUGAAGACCACUCCGAUGAGCCUGCCUGCAGCGCCACUGGCACGCCGCCUCUCUUCUGGCCGCACGAACUCCUCAGCAAGGACUGCCCAAACGCUAGGGUUCUCACGUACGGAUAUGAUUCUCAAAUAUCAAACUUCUUCAAAGGCCCCGCCAACCAGAGCGGCAUUCUUGCCCAUGGCGUCUCUCUCAUGCGCGCGCUCGAGGUAGAACGACGAAAGUGUCGCAAACGACCCAUCAUAUUCCUUGUGCACAGCCUGGGCGGACUCAUAUUGAAGCAGGCUCUGAGUCGGUCCAAGACCGCCAUGGCCGAUCAGCAUGGUCUACGUGAUAUAUACGAGUCGACACACGCCAUCAUAUUCUUCGGCACGCCACAUCGCGGGUCUUCGUACGCGAAGAUGGGCGGUCUGGCGCGAGACAUUGCCGUCAUUGCCGGUUUCGAUGCCAGAGAUACAAUCCUCCGAUCUCUCGAACCCGACGCUGAAAUCUUAACGAUACUAGGCGAUGAGUUCGCGCGGAUGCUUCUUGACGGCUCGUUUAAGGUUCAUUCGUUCCAAGAGGGUAUGGGGUUUACGGGUGCUCACUUCUUGGAAACCACCGACUUCAUCAAUGCGAACCACAUGAUGAUGUGCAGGUUCCGCGACCCGCAUGAUCCGGGAUAUAGGAAGGUGAAAGGCGUUGUGACCCAGUAUCUGGACGAGAUUCAAUCCGCCCAAGCGCGAGAGGAUUCACAGAUGCCACACCGCAAAGCUGAUCGAUUCUUAGAAAUCCGCACCAGCCUCAGGGCGGCACAAAUUAACGAGAGAGUGGGCGAAGUCGAGACAGCACACGAUCAUACAUUCGACUGGGCAUUCUCCCCAUCCGAAACUGGUUUCCCGGAAUGGCUCCAGGGCAAUGACGGUCUCUUUUGGAUCACAGGGAAGCCAGGCUCGGGGAAGUCGACACUCAUGAAAUAUUUGCAUCAAGACGACCGCACCAAGGAGGCUCUUGCGCACAAUGGUCGGAAGAUCCUUGCCAUGCCUGAGUUCUACUUCCACGCCAGGGGCGCGGAGAGUGAAAAGUCAUUCGAUGGCCUCCUAAGAUCGCUCUUCUACCAACUACUAUCGGAGGUCCCGGAGCUGGUCGACUCCGUCGCCGGCAUUUACAACGAGUUCAAGGAGCAGGGUCUCCCAUGCCCCUGGUCCCUCCGCCAACUCCGAACCGCCAUGGACAAUCUACGUCGACAACAAGUUGAAGGCUGUAUUUGUGUUUUCAUAGAUGCCUUGGACGAGUACUCGGGUCCUAGGGAGGACAUUGCCGACUUCGUUAAGCGCCUCGCCUCUCCCGUCGAUGAAGGGGGCGUUGCCAAACUAAAACUCCGAGUAUGCGCAUCUAGCCGACCAGAGACCGCUUUCGUCUCGAAGCUAAAGGGCAUACCGAGUUUUGCUAUCCACAAUUGGACGCAGACAGAUAUCAUGCAAUACGCCUCUGAUAGGUUGGCCGAAUGCGACAGACCUGGAACUAACAUUAUACUGGACGACAUCACAAGCAAAGCGGACGGCGUCUUUCUCUGGGUUAAACUUGUUCUUGACGAGCUCUGGCAGCCCCUUUGCAACGGUAUGCCGGUAGAGGAAGCACGCACCAAGCUAUCCGAACUCCCCACGGGCCUCCCUGCCUUCUAUGAACGAAUGGUGAGGCAGAUACACGAGGAUGAUAAGCCCGUCCUCAUGGCCAUGCUGGAGCUAGUACUGUGCUUUGAUUACAACAAUCUCAAGCCAGGAAUUCUUUUGAAAUACUUCUGCCUCGGCAUAGACGUCAUGCAACGAAAGGAUCUGGCGACACCACAGGACAUACACUUGACCCCAGCCGAGGAUGAGAGACGGCGUCGCGAGGUAGAAAGACGCAUAAAGGCCUGCUCCGGCGGUCUCCUCGAGAUAUCGUCGACCGGCCGCGUGCAAUUCGUACAUCAAACGGCGAAGUCUUUCGUACAAGAUGCACACGACCUUGGCAUUUUCGACGGAAAGUCUACUCGAACCAUGGCAUUGGCUGGCAUGGAACGUAUGAUGCGCCUCUUCAUACUUCUCGUCAAGAAAAUGGAUUCCGCAGAAAACUGGAUCGGCUCCCUAGACUAUUCUGGCUUUCUCGCACCGACCUGUCCAGAGCGAUAUCCCCACUUCGCGACUUCCGUUGUUGUCGAAUUUCUCGGAUGGGCAUUGCUUUCUGAAUGUGCUUUCGAAACAACAUGCGUCGAGCUGAUCCAUGACUUUGAUAAGGCCAUGGUCACCUCCUGUGGCCAGAGUUGGCGCGACACAUGGUGGAGCACCGUUGAGUGGGAGGGUAAUAUUGUCCGGCCGACGAAUGAUUGGGUUCGCGGCAAUGUAAAACCGGCAUCUCUGUUGGAGUUUGCAAUGCAAACCGAGUUGUUUAUGUUCGUCGAAAUCGAACUCGAAAAGAAUAUACCGACAAACCCAGACAUCACCCGCAACCCCAAACUCUUAUUCUAUACCCUGAUAGGCAACGCGCUUUCUCGCUGGGAGGGGUCUCUGUUCCUUUAUCAUUCUCCCAAAUCCUGGCUGGACUUUGCACGCGAAGGAUAUGAAAGCGACGAGCAGGCAACCUGUUUGCACCGGGUCUCAAUCUUACACUUGGCAUUGGCGAUAGCUUGUUGCCGGGUUAGGGUAGAGCGGUGGUAUUAUCAAACGGUCUACCGAUUGGAUAUGCUCCGGGUUCUUGUGGAAGCAGGUGGCAACGCCGGUACCUCCAACUACCGGAAUCACUGGAGCGACGAAAGCUUCAUCAUCGAACGAUCUGCAGUUCACUACUUGCUCUCGUCCCGCUUUGAGACUGAUAAUUCGAGCCACGACAAUGCAAGCGACGGGAAUACCGAGGUGUCCAAUGCCUUGCACAAAUGCAUCAUCGCCUUCCUGGACCACGGGGCUGACCCAAACGCUGUCGACAGCAUCGGCAUCAGCGUCCUUGAGCUUGCCGUGGCAUGGCACCCCUAUGACUUGGUCCAAGCCCUGCUUGAAAAGGGCGCGAGGGUAACACCGAGCCUCCUAUCAGCCUCUGGUGAGCCAACAGACAAAGCCGACGGGAUCCUGAAGGAGCUGCGUUGGAGAAGGCCCGAAUGCUAUACGCCCGAGGCACGGCGCAUUGCUGUGGGUUAUAACCCGCACUGGGGGGUGUUGGAAGAGGAAGAGCGGCAAGGAUCAGAGGUUCAACAACCACAGGAAGAGACGGACGGCGGUCUCUUGGGGGGUGUUGGGUUGCACGUCGGGAACUUGGUUGGAUCGGUGAAAGAUUGGACUUGGAAACGCAUUGCUAACGGCCGCACGAACUGA
Molecule: messenger RNA, 3444 nt
Organism: Chaetomium fimeti
Lineage: Eukaryota; Fungi; Ascomycota; Sordariomycetes; Sordariales; Chaetomiaceae
Exons: 6
Source: RefSeq, a predicted model, not a curated record